AUGCGAGGCUGCGUCCCCGGGAUCGCCGGCCUCUCGCACUUCAAUGCGACGAGCCUGGUCACCGAGCCUGGCACGGCCCAGCCCUGCACAAUUGGCGAGGGCAGACGGGAAUGUGUUGGUGCUUCAUUACCUCGGUUCACCCAGUGCAUGAUUUAUCCCAGAUCGUCGACAGCGAAGCCAGUUCGGCCGGCUUGGCACAUCGCCCAGCCGCCCGGAAAGGGCAGCUGUCGAGCCAUCAAUCCCAUUCUCCGGGCGCCCGCGGAUGCGUGCAUCUGCCGUGUCAACCUUCCAGGCGGCCAAGCAGAGGCCGAGGAGGGUAGUGCCGGAGCAGGCUCGACGAUAGCCCCCAGCACUUGUCAGGUGAUCAUUUUCGGCCCCAGCAUUCCACCAACGGGCCAGACUCUCCUCCUCGCCUCCGUCGAUCAGUCCCAGGGUCUGGUAUUUGGGGCGGCCGGCCAAGCCCAUCCUCUCGGCAAUCUCCUAUCCAUGAUUUUCCCCCUUCUCCUCUGCUUCCCUCACGCCUCGCUUCCAAACCCUAUCCCGGGAUGGCAGCCUCAAGAGUCAGCCACAUGA
Gaeumannomyces tritici R3-111a-1 is the source of this 573-nucleotide messenger RNA. RefSeq lists its product as hypothetical. NCBI's taxonomy places the organism in Eukaryota, Fungi, Ascomycota, Sordariomycetes, Magnaporthales, Magnaporthaceae. The record is from RefSeq and is a predicted model, not a curated record. Bases 1 to 573 code for a protein of 190 amino acids. The transcript is spliced from 2 exons.